AACACAAAAUGAAUGGUUUCGAUAUUAUCGAAGCCGGAUUCAGUAAUAUUGACGAAACGUUUAAUUUUGGAGGAAGAGCUGUGGCAGACAGUAACAAUUUGUAUGAAAUAUGUACUUUAGGCCUAAUAAGACCAUCUCAAACUGAAGCGCAAAUCAAUAAUGUUCAUAUUAUAUCGUUUUCUCGGAAUGGCACGAUUUUCUUUGCUAUUAACCACAUAUUGCGAGUAAUGUCAGAUAGAGAACUGACUCAAGAAAUCGCUAGCUUUUCGUUUUCAUCUUUGAUUGAUUGUUGUUGUGUCUCAACUUCUGGAAGGUUUUUGCUUAUCUGUACCCAUGAUGGGAGCAUUGUUAUAAAGGAUUUGUCUGCCUUAGCAGAUAAAGAUAACAAAGAAGCAGUAGAGCUAAGUGCAAAUUUUCACCAAGAAUUAAAUGAGAGACCCGAGGAAGCACCAUUUUAUAUUGGAUGUUUUGAAAACAAAUUAGAUUUUUAUACAGUUAAUUCAAAUGGCACGAUAAAAAGAAUUUAUUUAGAAGAUAAAUUUAAAUCAGAAGUAGUAUUUAAUUUACAGGGCUAUGUUAAUAAUUGUGCGCUUUUGUAUCCUUAUUUAUGUGCUGAAGGUAAUGAUCUAAUGUUGGUAGACCUAGAAAAUAAAAUUUUACAAGUUGAUGAUCCGUUGGAUAUUAAGAAAAUGUGUACCCUUACAAAUGAUUUUUUGGUACUGGAUAAAGCAGGCCAGGUUUAUGUAUUAAGCAGUUUAACGCUUUUCGCUUUUCCGGGAGACAAACUGAUUAAAGACCGCUUCGAAGAUUUAAUCGUUGUUAAAGAUAUCCAAAAUAAUGCGAAAAUUCAAGUGGUUGGAUUCACACAAAGAGGCACUGACCAGAACUCCGAAGUUAAACUUUUUAACUACCCAAAUUUUGAUGUAAUUUAUUCAAUUAAAUUAAGUACCACAAUACAUUUAAUGCAAAUUGAGAGCCUAACCGAGGAGGUUAUAUUCUUUUCAGAAGUACAUAACAAUUCGUCAGUGUCGGAACUUCGUUUGCAAUACGUUUGCGAAGUCGAUCCAAUUUUGAGAAUUGAACGAUUGAUUAGAAAACAGUGUUUUGAUGAGGCUGAGGCAUUCGCUAAAACUUUUAAUCUUGAUCUGGAAAUCAUUACAAGAGCCAAAAUUGAGCGCAUUAUAAGUAACUAUGUCUUGACCACGAAAGACGUAGAUGAGCUUCUAGCCCUCUUUGAUUGUGUGGAUAAUCAUUUGUUUAAGUUGGAAUGUUGUGAACAUAUCGACUGCGAGACUGGCGAAGAUACGAGGCGAAUGUUACAUUAUACCAGUUCCAUGAAUUUUGAGCAUCGCAAUUGUUCUAAAGAAGAAAGUUCAGAGAUUUUAAAGAUGAAGCAACAAUUUGCCCAAAAAUUAUUCAGAUACGACACUUUCAUGGCAGUUUAUGGGACCUUUGACUCUAACAAAUGGAUUAAGUUUUCAGUAUGCGACCUCAUUGAGGAAGUAAAAAAAUUUUUAAGGAGUGAGGCGUCUGUUGAGCAAUCAAUGCUGAUUUACAGUCGUCUGGAUUUAAGGGCAAUUCAAACACUAUCUGAUCAUAAAAUCAAAGAAAUUCUGUUAAUAUCAAACAACCUUCCGAUCAACUGCACAUUAUUUCGUAAUAAUUUCGUACCGACUACUUUGAAAUACCGACCGGAUGCAUUGUCGAUUUUCAUUCAAUGGCUCUAUGACCGGAUAUACUAUUUGGAAAAUCAGCAUCGUUUCGAUUUCCCUGGUGUCGGUAUACAGUUUGUCAAAGAUGUAACAUCCCUUCUAAAUCUUGACACACUGAUACAGCAAUCUAACAUGGAAGAACUUAUCAAUAAAAUAACAAAUCUUUUCGCAGCUCUAAAUGACAUUCAAAUGCUCUAUAACAAUUUUGGUAUUAAAAUUUCCCUUUCCGAAUAUCUGACAGAACCUGCCCACACCAUUAGGCACCUGAUCUUAACUGGAGAAAUGGAGAGUGAAAAAUUAGAGCGACUGAUAAGAGAAUUCGUUUGUCCAUUUAUAUUGAAAAAUGGACUCAACAGAGACGAAAUUUUGUUGCAAGAAACGUUGAAUUUACUGAAAUAUGAGGAAGAAUUUUGGACAAACUUGAUAGAAGUGUUGUUAAUGUUUAUUGAAAGCGUCGACAAAAAGUUGGAGGCCAUCAAGGGUGUAUUGGAGAUAGCGAACCUGCCUUGGUCCAAUACUGUUAAGAAUCUCGCCCGUUUGACUUUUGGUUUUUCUACAGACAAUCAAUUAGCCGAAGACAUUAAAGACUUAUUGGUGAAUGAGAGGAGGCUAAUUAUUUUGCACAAGUAUUCUUUACAAGGAAAGCCAGUCAUAGAAGAUAUCAAGUUUUGUUUUAAGAGAAUAUUGUACCUUGAUAGAGAAUCUGCAAUCGAAGAUAUUUACCAGCUUUGUAAAGACGACGAACAACGAUACAUAGCCGACGAAAUAAUUCUGCAAAAGUUGAUCGAAACAGAACGAUACUUGGAGGCUCUGAAUGUAUUAAAUCGAGGUAUUCAGCCCAACAAAUUAAUUGACUCCCUAUUCCGCUUGACAUACACGUUCGUAUCUCAUCUUGUUUCACAUAAAUUAGUGGAUAGGUAUUUCAAAAUGAUGGAUUUGAUCUGGAAAAGGAAUAAAUUUGAUAAGGAUCGCGCAGUGGAUAGAUAUACCCGCUUUAUUUUUGAAAAUACGCGAUCAAUAUACAAGUUACGUGCCGAAUUCGGUAUUUCGGCCACCAGCGCCCAAUUGUGUUCAAAAACAGAGAAACGGAAGUUGUUCGACGUUGUAGUUAAACAGAUGGCACUUUCCAUAACAGACGAUUACACUGACAUAGAACCAAUUUUACGCUUCUCGAAAAAGGUAGCUUCCAGCAUGUCAGUAAGUUCGGACGAUGUGAUCGUCAAAUUUCUGUCUAUAUGCGACAAUUUUCAACUUAUCCUAAACAUCGGCGAACACCUGCUCGAAAUCAGCACCAGCUCACAACACCUUGCCGUUUUUUCGAUAUUCGUCUUCAAGUAUACGAAAAUAUUGGCGGAAAACGACCUCGACGAAACAAUAUUCGAUUUUUCCGAAACGUGUUCACAAAAAGAUGAAGAUUACAUACUAGGGAUACGGCUGGCGAAAAAACUGGCAGUAAAAGCAUUGAUAUACGCUACCACCGACGACUUCCAUGCAGUCAUGGAGGUUGUGAAUUGGGCGGAUACUUGUUGCUUCUUUGAGGUAUCUCAAGGUGUGUCAUAUACCCAUAGCGCAUCCCUUAGCGUAGUCAAAAGGGUAUUCGAAAAUUAUGUCGCCUACAUAGAAACAUUUAAACACCCGAACACAAGGUAUCUCACGCACUUUUCCAACGGGCGUUCUAUUAAUCAGGAUCAACUUCGGAGCAACAUAAAGGAACUGUCGUCAGAUAUAAACGUAUUGAUCAGAGAUAACGAACAUUUUACGGCAUACAGUUUAAUUAAAACGCUACAUCAAGGGUUGAGUGACAACUCACAGACGAAUAGAGAGGUUUCCGUUGCGAUAAACGAUUUAAUUAGGAGAACAUGGUUACCGCAAACUCUAGAAGCGACACUUUCAUCGAAAUGCCUUGAUAAAUCACUCUUUUUUAAUCUUAUGCUCCUUUUUGACAAUGAGUUCGAAACACACCUGGAAACUUACCUAAAAGCGUAUAAGAGACAACCCAGCAAACUGGCAUGUAUCGCCCAAGUCGGCCUCGAUUUGCUGAAACUACACAAGAUAACUACUGGUCAAGUGGAUUUGCGGAAUAUCAUAAAUACGUGCAAAUGGUGGAGCAAGUGCAAAAGCUACAAAUUGGAUUAUGACAAGUUUUUCAAAUGUAAUACCGGGUCUCGCUUUGUGAUGCUCGUUUCCGCCAAACUCAUUGAUUUAGAUAAUGUGACUGAGUACUGUAACGAUUUCAGACAAGAUCCGCAGGUCUGCUAUUUGAAAUACUUAAGAACGCUAUUGCUCGACUGGAAGCCGGAUGUAGAAUUAAAAUCUGACAUUGAAGGAAAAAAAAUCGCGAUUGUCAAAAAUGAUGAGAAAGAGCUGUUCAACACAUGCUGGUCGAUAGUCGAUCGUAUACAUAAUAAAUUCGAAGUGGUCGAUCUUGUCCAAAAAGUAUGGAACUCUGUCAAUUUCUAUUACUACGAAGUCUACUUGACGCUGAUUUAUUUACAAACCAAUUUGGAAACCCAAAGUACCGUUAGUACAGUGUCUAUAAAUAAAUCUUUGCUGAUGUUUUUAAAAAAAUACACGAGGACAAGUCCCCCGACAAGGUCUGAAAUUGAGCAAUGGUAUGGGGCGUUUCCGAAGGCUGCCUUCAUCGAUUCGCUGUCUGAAUUUAGACUUCCGCUGACCGCGACAUUUCUCUCGGACGGCAUUUGGAACAUCAUAAAACCGGAAGUCAACUUGAAAACUUACAAGGAAUGGUUCGAAUUGACCGAUGUCCUGGGAGAGUUUCUGAACUGCCAAGACAUUUGUACCUAUGCCAUUAACAGCCUUUUGUCAACCGCUCUGUUCAACACAUCGCAAUCGUGCGAAUGGGAUUUGUACGCGAAACACGAAAAUUUAGUCUCGGAAGUGGACGAUUGCGCAGCUAACAUCGAGGACUUGCAACGAGCCACCGCCGCGGUUUACACGUUCAUGUGCGGAAUGCCGCAAGGCGCGGAUAAAGUCAAUUUUGCUAAAUUAGGUUACAAAUACGCAAAAAUGUACAAGGAGCGACACGCUGGCGAAGACGUAGAGCAAGUGUAUCAGAAGGUUAAACAACGAUAUUAUAAUUAUUCAGCAAUGCAUGUGUUAUAUAAAUAUCAAUUACCUGAAAAGAAAUAUCAGGAAUUAGUCGCGCAGCCUAAGAAACUAAUUUCUGCGCUGUACGAAGAUCCUAGGAUUUUGUUAAAAGCAGUUAACGUAAUGGUUUAUUGUCCGGACAUAAAUAGUGCCGUAAGCGACUUGACGGAACUGUUUGGACUAAAUUUGGAAAAAGUGAAGUAUGAUCUGCUCGAAGGUCUAUUGCAGAGCGCCUCUGUCUUGGAUGAUAACUAUGUACAAAAGUAUCAGAGUGGGAAUUUUAAAGAAUUCGAUAAUCUUAAGAGAGCCUGCUAUAUGUGUUCCGAUGCGAUUUUGCCGUUUUGGCAACAAACUUUAUUAAAUAUUGGCAUUCCUACUAACAGCGCCCCAGAAAUUCAAUGCGAUAUGAUAUUUAAGGGAAACGCAUUGAAGUGUUUUUAUUAUAUAAGCGAUGCGGAUGCCGUCGAAACAAUGACUAAUAUGUCUCAGGCUGAUUUUUUUCGUUUGAUGGAGAAAGUAUCGGUAAUCGGCGAUAUUAAUACGUUGGGAAUAAAUGUAUCGAGUGUCGUGCAGCUUGACGAUUGUAUCAAGAAGACUUUUGUGGUGUUGAACAAACAUAACGAUCCCUUGGCAAUAAAGUGCAUGGGGAGUUUGUGCAAAAUUUAUAACAUACAGGACAUGAAGUAUUGGAACUUUAUACUCAAUGCGGCGAUGAACUUUCACAUGGCAAAGGAACUAGUAGAUUACCUAAACUACUUAAAAGGUGGACUUAUUACACCAGUGAUUGAAAAUGCAUGGAGGUUUAUUGUAAAUAAUGCGUUUUCCUUGCUAUCCAUCGCGCUCCAGGACACGGAUACAUCAAAUGAUAGAAUUACUAAUAAGUUUAUAAAAGCGGUGCACCUUGUGCAGGCUUGUCCCAUACUUCCAUCCUUAGAUUUCGAUACAUAUAUUCAAAAUUUCAUCGCUCGUGGUAGGUUCGAUUUUGCUGCUGCCCUGCUACAAUAUGCACCAGACAAAAAAGAUUGCUACUUGAAGCAACUAUUAUCUAGUGGAACCUUAUUGCAGGAUCUCAAAGCGCUCAAAACGCUUGGCGUAAUGGGUGUUGAAAAAAUAAUUCUCACUUUGUUAAGUUGCUAACUUUAUUGUUUGAUACAAAUAUAUAUAUUUUUCGUUGCGCUUUUUCCUUUAUGGUUCAUAUUGUUCCCUUAAAUAAAUGAAAUUAACCGAAUCAUGAUGUUACCAAAAAACUUGCUGUAUAAUAAUAAUUUUUACAUCAUUUGGAAUGGUUAGACGGGUUUUGAAACGUUAUGUACUUUAAAAGCAAUAUUGAGCUUGGUGUUUGGCUAUUUGAGGUAUCCUGCAAUCCAAACCGAUAAGCACCUGGGUACUGUGACCUGUAAUUUUCUUGAAGUAAUUGCUGCUUCAUAACUUUAAUUAGUUGUUCAGCCUGUUCCACGAGAUUCUCAAUUUGUUGGUAAGGAUAGCCAUUCGAGCCUUGAUAUUGAGUAUAGUAGGUUGAAUCGGGAAUAUAGUUGUAAUAUGGCGCUGCACUAGCAACGGCAAAAAAUCCCAUAAAAAAUACAGUCUUCAUGUUAACUAAAGUAGUAUUGGGUUUUAACUAUA
Messenger RNA from Cylas formicarius (sweet potato weevil), 6443 nucleotides. RefSeq names its product kinetochore-associated protein 1. The transcript is spliced from 19 exons. Gene Ontology annotation, biological process: protein localization to kinetochore involved in kinetochore assembly; mitotic spindle assembly checkpoint signaling; mitotic sister chromatid segregation. Gene Ontology annotation, molecular function: small GTPase binding. The record is from RefSeq and is a predicted model, not a curated record. Gene Ontology annotation, cellular component: RZZ complex; cytoplasm; kinetochore microtubule. NCBI's taxonomy places the organism in Eukaryota, Metazoa, Arthropoda, Insecta, Coleoptera, Brentidae. The coding region runs from base 9 to 5957 and encodes 1982 amino acids.